CCACGCACGCGACACAUACUGCCAGCUGAUACUGCACUGACUGACUGCAGAAGUCCGCUCCAUAUAGCCCGAUCCCGUGCGCUUUAACACAUCGUUAUCAUCCUCUUUAUAAACGAAGACAUGACGAAUGUGGAGUUCAGGGUAAUACAAGAAAAGUAUGCUUGACGUGGGAAAGUGGCCAGUGUUUGCUCUCCUGCCCCCAGAAGAGCUACGGCUCAUCCGUCAAGCCUGUGUGUUUGGCAAUGCUGCCAGUGAAGCCAUCUACGUUACAGUCAACGAUGAGGUGUUUGCACUGGGGACAAACUGCUAUGGCUGCCUGGGACUUGGAGACACACAGAGCACCAUUGAACCCAGGCGGAUCGACGUCUUAUGUGGCAAAAAAAUCAUCUCUUUGAGCUACGGCACAGGACCGCAUAUAGUCAUCACCACUGCAGAUGGAGAGGUUUAUGCCUGGGGUCACAAUGGCUACAGUCAGCUAGGAAACGGCACCACCAAUCACGGUCUGACCCCUGCCCUGGUGUCCACCAACCUUAUCAACAAGAGAGUAACAGAGGUGGCCUGCGGUUCUCACCAUACCAUAGCACUCACCACUGAUGGAGAGGUGUACGCCUGGGGCUAUAAUAACUCCGGACAGGUGGGCUCAGGCUCAACAGCCAACCAGCCCACCCCUCGCAGAGUCAGCAGCUGUCUGCAGAACAAGGUGGUAGUCAACAUUGCCUGUGGACAGCUCUGCUCCAUGGCAGUACUGGACAAUGGAGAGACUUAUGGUUGGGGUUAUAACUGCAAUGGACAGCUCGGUUUGGGCAACAACGGCAACCAGCAAACCCCUUGUCGAAUUGCUGCGUUACAGGGAAUAAACAUUGUACAGGUUGCAUGUGGCUACGCACACACACUGGCACUUACAGAUGAAGGAUUUGUUUACUCCUGGGGUGCAAACUCCUACGGACAGCUAGGUACAGGCAACAAGAGCAACCAGGCCGUGCCCACCCUAAUCAACAUUGACAAAGAGAGAAUGGUGGAGGUGGCUGCAUGUCACACUAGCCAUACGUCAGCAGCAAAGACACAAAGCGGUCAGGUGCUGAUGUGGGGUCAGUGUCGGGGUCAGGCCGUGGCAUACCCUCACCUCACACAUUUUACAAGCACAGAUGAUGUUUUCGCCUGCUUCGCUACGCCCGCUGUCACCUGGCAUCUUCUGUCUGUGGAUGGAGAUGACUAUCUGACUGUCGCCCAGUCACUAAAGCGUGAGUUCGACAGCCCAGAAAUCUCCGAUCUCAAGUUCCUGGUUGACGGGAAAUGCAUCCAUGUGCACAAAGCUCUACUUAAAAUCAGGUGUGAGCAUUUCCGGGCGUUGCUGAACGAGACAGAUGAAGAAAUCAUAGAGGUUAAUCAGUUCUCCUAUCUGGUGUACCGUGCCUUCUUGGAGUACCUGUAUACUGAUACCAUCAACCUCCCACCUGAGGAUGCUAUAGGUCUGUUGGAUUUGGCCACAUAUUACCGUGAAAGCCGUUUGAAGCGACUGUGUCAGGAGACCAUAAAGCGAGGCAUUACAGAAGAGAACGCUAUAACACUACUCUCAGCUGCUGUCAAAUAUGAGGCACAGGAUCUGGAGGAGUUCUGCUUCAAGUUUUGCGUUAACCAUCUGACGGCCGUCACGCAGACACAGGCAUUCGCCGACAUGGACCAUGACCUUCUGAAGAACUUUAUCAACAAAGCAAGUCGCCAUGGGGCCUUCAAAAACUGAGAGAGAUAACACAGAGGUCAAGGCUAUAGAGAGAAAUUCUGCACUAGCUAUUUAAGGCAUGUUACCUCAAUGCUUCAGUUUUGGAAAAGAUAAGCCACAUUUCUGUUAUUUAACGAUGAAGAUUUUGGCACUGGUUUUCAUCUGUGUUCCAGUUCUUGUAAAUGACACCAUGUGAAGCCCUCCAGAACGGAUGAAUUUAAAAACAGGCCUGAAGAUCAGGUGUCGUAUGUGUAAGGGAUUCAUAAACAAAAGGGAAAAACUCAUUUCAUGUAAAAAAAGAUGGCAGAUGACAGAAUUUAAUGUUGUCCGGAGUAGUGCUGACAUUUUUUCGCAUUAUAUUUACAGUAUUUGUGGUUUGGAAGAUUACAUUUAGCCAAACAGGUUGUCCAGUCCACAUAUUGUGUGCUUGACAGAUUUAUAGUAAAAUAGGCCAAAAGAAAAAUCUUCUUAGGCUUUCAAACAUGUAAACCUAUGUCAUAGAAUAACAUUUAAUUAUUUUCUAUUUUAUUCUGGCAUUUAAAGGACAUUUGUGGACCACAAAACCAGUUAUAAGUCGCCAUGGUAUAUUUGUAUUAUUAUAUGGGUCAAAAUUAUAAUUUUUUAUGCCAAAAAUUAUUAUAAUAUUAAGAUCAUGGUCCAUGAAGAUAUUUGUAAAAAUCCUACUGUAAAUAUAUAAAAAAUUUAUUUAUCAUUAGUAUGUGACGUUAAGGACGUCUCAAUAUUUUGAUUUUCUUUUUUUGCACCUUCAGAUUCUAGAUUUUCAAAUAGUUGUAUCUCAGCCAAAUAUUUUCCUAUACUAACAUUAAUGGAAAGCAUAUUUAUUUAGCUUACAGAUGAUCCCUUAUGACUGGUUUUGUGCUCCAGGGUCACAUUUAAAGGAAUUGUCCACCCAAAAAUUUAAGUUCUGUCACUAAAAAGCUAGUACAUGUGUGUUUCUAUAGGUAUAGUUUAUAAAAGACCAAAUUUAAGUCACUAUUCACUGAAAAACUUCUCUCAGUGAGAUUUUGUAAAGAUUUUACUUUUAUGAGAAAGACACGAUCAUGUUAAAUUGUAUAGAAUAGGGCUGCACGAUAAAUCGCACGGGAUUGGCACGCACAUCUCGUCAGUAAAGUCGGUCAUUUAUUACAAAUCAAGGAAUCAGCUUUACUGACGAGAUGCGUGUGACAAUCGCGUGCGAUUUAUCGUGCAGCCCUAGUAUAGAAAUAGCUUUGAGACCAAUCUUUUUUGCAUUCCAUGUAAUAAUGAUAUUGUUUGUGAAUAAUGUAAUAAUAAUAAUAAUAAUAAGCUUUAUUGGUAACACUUUACUUGAACGGGUGUUCAUAAGACUGACAUGACACCUUCAUAAUCAUUUUGCACAUUUAUGACAACUGUCAUUAAGUAUAAUUCGUUCAGUUAUGUAAUUUUUUAUGACAACUUGACAUAAACCAAUACAUUGUAACUUGUCAUAAAUCUGUCAUAAACAUGACAUAGCAGAAUAAUGAUCAAAGUAGGGAUGCACCGAUACCACUUUUUUGGAAUACGAGUAUGAGUACGAGUACUUGCAUUUCAGUACUUGCCGAUACCGAUACCGAGUACUUAAUAAAAAAACACGAUUUAAAUUUACAGGUAACAGCUUUAGUCAUAUAAUUUAACAAAAAAACAAAGGACUAGUUUUCCAGUUUGUUGUAAACUCUGCCUCUUUGGACAACACAAGAGUCAUUAACCCCUUACACACCGCUCAAACAUAGACAUUUCUCAGACUGUGGUAUCGAUUCCAGGUAUCGGGGGACUUUUAACGAGUACGAGUACUUUAGAAAAUGUGGUAUCGAGGCCGAUACCCGAUACCAGUAUCGGUAUCGGUGCAUCCCUAGAUCAAACUUAAGAAACUACUUAGCUUUAUGGGUUAACAUUACAUUAAACUGCAAUUUACAUUUCAUUAAGUAUUAAUAGAUUUGAAAUACCUUAACAAAAUGCCACAGACAUAAAAAUAUACAACUAACAGAAAUUUUCUGAAAUAGAAGAAAAAACAUUUAAUUAAUUGAAUUAAUUAAUUUAUUGUAAUUAACUGUUUUUCCAGCAAUAUUAUGGACCCUACACUGCAUGGCUUAACCCAUCAUUGUAAUGUUUUAAUUUAAUUUUAGGUGAAUCAGUCUCCAAAUGCAAUAAAAUUUACUUUUAUCAAUUUUAAUUAUUAUUAUUAUUAUUAUUACUAUUAUUAAAUGAUUCAUUUUAUUUGUUAAACACAUGGAGGAUUCUUAAAAACUAAAUAAUAUUAAUGACGGUGUUGUAAAACUAUUUGAAAGAGUAUUAACUCUUAAUGACAAAUUAUAUUUUUAUUUUUAGUUGAGGUCAAGAAAAAUAUUUAUGAUGCUGUUAUAAAAUUAUAUGACAGAGUAUUAACACUUAAUGACAUUUUAAUGUCAAAUUCAAUUUGUAUCAUUGGUAAAAAGUAGUCAGUUAUGUUGCCUUGUUAAAUCAAGUCGUCGUGACAAGUUAUGAUGUAUUGGUUAAUGUCAAGUUGUCAUAACAAAGACAUCUCAAACAAUGUCAUCUUUGCAUUAAAAAUGACAUAACUGAAUGAAUGACACUUAAUGACAGUUGUCAUAAACGUGCGUUAAAUUUCCUUCAAGUUCAUGACAUGUGUUAUUAUGACUAUGAGGGUGUUAUGUCAAUCUUAUGAACACCCUUUCGAGUAAAGUGUUACUGCUUUAUUUUAUAUAGCGACUUUCGAUGCUAUUUCUCAAAGCGUUUACAUGUAAGAACCAAGAUGAAAAAUAACAGUAAAUACAAUAAUACCCAAAGCAAAAAAGCAACAACAAAAUAAUGAUAUGAAGGUCAUAUUGUUUCAUUUUUGGGUGAAUUAUUCUUUUAAGUACUAAUAUGUCAUGUUAGAGCAGUACUGUAUAUCAUGAUUUUAAAUAUAUUUAACAAAAACUAAUGUUUUUUUACUGACAGUUAUGUUACAUUUGAUUCAUGUAAAAUAUGUCUGUUUAGUAGUAUUGUUAUUAUUUUAAAUAUGUUAAAACUUAAUAUAUAUGUUUUUGUCAUGUCAUAUUUUAACAAGCACUAACAUGAGUGUUCGCUGUGCCAUUGUUACUGCGGACUGUUCAGUUGACAAAUGGUGCCGUCUGGUGGUGUUGACUGAUAUUUUUAUGUACUUUAAGAGAUUGAUUGACAUUGACAGAUGAUGGGUUGAUCUCAUAAAGCUUGUUAAGAACA
Messenger RNA from Paramisgurnus dabryanus, 4939 nucleotides. It is a transcript of the gene rcbtb2, whose product is annotated as regulator of chromosome condensation (RCC1) and BTB (POZ) domain containing protein 2. Gene Ontology annotation, molecular function: protein binding. The record is from RefSeq and is a predicted model, not a curated record. Lineage: Eukaryota; Metazoa; Chordata; Actinopteri; Cypriniformes; Cobitidae.